AUGGGAUCACUGCUUGGGCUCCUGGCUCUGCUGCUGCUGUGGGGCGCCAUGGCUGAAGGCCCAGCCAAGAAGGUGCUGACCCUGGAGGGGGACCUGGUUCUGGGUGGGCUGUUUCCGGUACAUCAGAAGGGUGGCCCAGCAGAGGAGUGUGGUCCUGUCAAUGAACAUCGCGGCAUCCAGCGUCUGGAGGCCAUGCUUUUUGCCUUGGAUCGUAUCAACCGUGACCCAAGCCUGCUCCCAGGAGUGCGCCUGGGCGCGCACAUACUCGACAGUUGCUCCAAGGACACACAUGCUCUGGAGCAGGCACUUGACUUUGUGCGGGCGUCACUCAGCCGGGGCGCCGACGGCUCACGCCACGUUUGCCCUGACGGCUCUUAUGCCACUCAUGGCGAUGCUCCCACUGCCAUCACCGGUGUCAUCGGCGGCUCCUACAGCGACGUCUCCAUCCAGGUGGCCAACCUCCUGCGGCUAUUUCAGAUCCCUCAGAUCAGCUACGCCUCUACCAGUGCCAAGCUGAGUGAUAAGUCCCGCUAUGACUACUUUGCCCGCACAGUGCCUCCUGACUUCUUCCAAGCCAAAGCCAUGGCUGAGAUUCUCCGCUUCUUCAACUGGACCUAUGUAUCCACCGUGGCAUCCGAGGGUGACUAUGGUGAGACAGGCAUUGAAGCCUUUGAACUAGAGGCCCGCGCCCGCAACAUCUGCGUGGCCACCUCGGAGAAGGUGGGCCGCGCCAUGAGCCGCGCAGCCUUCGAGGGCGUGGUGCGAGCCCUGCUGCAGAAGCCCAGUGCCCGCGUGGCUGUCCUGUUCACCCGCUCCGAGGAUGCCCGUGAGCUCCUCGCUGCCACCCAGCGCCUCAAUGCCAGCUUCACCUGGGUGGCUAGCGAUGGCUGGGGGGCCCUGGAGAGUGUGGUGGCAGGCAGCGAGGGUGCUGCUGAAGGCGCCAUCACCAUAGAGCUGGCUUCCUACCCCAUCAGCGACUUUGCCUCCUACUUCCAGAGCCUGGACCCGUGGAACAACAGCCGGAACCCCUGGUUCCGUGAGUUCUGGGAGCAGAGGUUCCACUGCAGCUUCCGACAGCAAGACUGUGCAGCUCACUCCUUGCGGGCCAUGCCCUUUGAGCAAGAGUCCAAGAUCAUGUUUGUGGUCAAUGCGGUGUAUGCCAUGGCCCAUGCCCUGCACAACAUGCAUCACGCCCUCUGCCCCAACACCACCCGCCUCUGUGAUGCAAUGCGGCCUGUCAACGGGCGCCGCCUCUACAAAGACUUCGUGCUCAACGUCAAGUUCGACGCCCCCUUCCGUCCAGCUGACACCCACAGUGAGGUCCGCUUCGACCGCUUUGGGGACGGUAUUGGUCGCUACAACAUCUUCACCUACCUGCGUGCAGACGGUGGGCGCUAUCGCUACCAGAAGGUGGGCUAUUGGGCAGAAGGCCUGACCCUGGACACCAGCCUCAUCCCGUGGGCCUCACCCUCAGCCGGUCCCCUGCCUGCCUCUCGCUGCAGUGAGCCCUGCCUCCAGAAUGAGGUGAAGAGCGUGCAGCCAGGGGAGGUCUGCUGCUGGCUCUGCAUUCCCUGCCAGCCCUACGAGUACCGGCUGGAUGAGUUCACCUGCGCCGACUGUGGCCUGGGCUACUGGCCCAAUGCCAGUCUCACUGGCUGCUUCGAGUUGCCCCAGGAAUACAUCCGCUGGGGCGACGCCUGGGCUGUGGGACCUGUCACCAUCGCCUGCCUAGGCGCCCUGGCCACCCUGUUUGUCCUGGGUGUCUUUGUGAGGCACAAUGCCACCCCUGUGGUCAAGGCCUCGGGCCGAGAGCUCUGCUACAUCCUGCUGGGCGGCGUCUUCCUCUGCUACUGCAUGACCUUCGUCUUCAUUGCCAAGCCUUCCACAGCGGUGUGCACCUUACGGCGCCUCGGUUUGGGCACUGCCUUCUCCGUCUGCUACUCAGCCCUGCUCACCAAGACCAACCGCAUUGCGCGCAUCUUCGGUGGGGCCCGGGAGGGAGCCCAGCGGCCGCGCUUCAUCAGCCCUGCCUCGCAGGUGGCCAUCUGCCUGGCCCUUAUCUCAGGCCAGCUGCUCAUCGUGGCCACCUGGUUGGUGGUGGAGGCCCCGGGCACAGGCAAGGAGACAGCCCCUGAGCGGCGGGAGGUAGUGACAUUGCGCUGCAACCACCGCGAUGCAAGCAUGCUGGGCUCACUGGCCUACAAUGUGCUCCUCAUUGCCCUCUGCACACUCUAUGCCUUCAAGACCCGCAAGUGCCCCGAAAACUUCAAUGAGGCCAAGUUCAUCGGCUUUACUAUGUACACCACCUGCAUUAUCUGGCUGGCCUUCCUGCCCAUCUUCUAUGUCACCUCCAGUGACUACCGGGUGCAGACCACCACCAUGUGCGUGUCGGUAAGUCUCAGUGGCUCUGUGGUGCUCGGCUGUCUGUUUGCACCCAAGCUGCACAUCAUCCUGUUUCAGCCGCAAAAGAACGUGGUCAGCCACCGCACGCCCACCAGCCGCUUCGGCAGCGCAGCUGCCAGAGCCAGCUCCAGCCUCGGCCAAGGGUCUGGCUCCCAGUUUGUCCCCACUGUUUGCAAUGGCCGUGAGGUGGUGGACUCAACAACAUCGUCGCUUUGA
Rangifer tarandus platyrhynchus (Svalbard reindeer) is the source of this 2619-nucleotide messenger RNA. The record is from the annotation of a GenBank genome assembly. NCBI's taxonomy places the organism in Eukaryota, Metazoa, Chordata, Mammalia, Artiodactyla, Cervidae.